GUAUAUAAGGACUCGAAUGGGAUCGAUGAGUUGACCUAAUAAGUUCUCUAUCUUUGUUGCGUAUCUGCGAUGGUCGAUGCCCUGGUGCUGCAGGACUGGGGGUUGAUUGACGAAUCGAAUAGUGCAGAGCUCAGAAAUGACCUACCUAUGGUUCGUGGAGGCAGGACAGAGUAUAGCCUUUUGAACUCAACCCUUGACGCUAUGCUGGACACGAAAGCAAUUGCAACAAAAAAUCAAGUACGUGUUCCUGGGUUGACCAAAUUGCUUGACAUGUACUUUCAGACCGUUGCGCAAGGGAAACAUGUACGAACACAAAGCUUUUGGAAGAGAAUGAUUUGGAAAGCGGGGGAUUGGCACGGCAGUCAGGAUGAAUUCAAGGAAAACUGUAAAGCAGUUUGGGAUCUCGCUCAUCACACGUCCUCUAUCGUCCAUAGAUAUGCGGACGAAUCGAAAGCAGGGAUUGCCCGAGUGUCCAUUCGACGACGCAGAUCCCUCGACGAACUAGUAGACCAAGCUGGACCCGACCUCGUUCAGCGACACAAUCAACAUGGUGACACUGCGACGACUCGGAGGUCUACACCUCCCAAUACUGGAGUAGUCGCACAAAGCUCGAGUAUAACCACUAAUACGCUCUCGGAGGAGACAAUACGAAAUAUCGCUGAAAUGAGAGCCCCAAAGACAGUGAAACAGCUCAUUUAUAGAAGACUGUCUGGUCGGAUAUCACAAAUUGUCAACCGCUUCCAUGCACGCAAUGUUGGCCCCAGCAGAGGGGCUGCACCCACGGUGAAUGUCGGAGGGAAGAAUAAUAGAGGAACAGCCAUAAAUACACAUCCCACAGAAGUCGAAUGGAAUGGUGCAGAUGAUUUCGAUGGCAUAAGCGACAAUGGGUCAUUAUGAGACUGCUACUGAAGCAUCAUGUGACACGAUCGGGCAUAGUGGCUCAGCUAUAUCUUUAGGAGCGCAGAGCAUGCAGUCCCUUGCGGGGACGUCCAGAUCACUAUCAGGCAUAUGGUAGUUAGAGUACAGAAUAGCCAACUCACUUGCCAUUGACCCACAUCCGUCCCCUCACGGAAGCAAAUAGGAACAGUCGACGACGACGACGAAGAUCCGCAUCAUCCGGCAUUGUGAGAAAUCUGUGCAUCAC
Messenger RNA from Suillus discolor, 1144 nucleotides. RefSeq lists its product as uncharacterized. The record is from RefSeq and is a predicted model, not a curated record. NCBI's taxonomy places the organism in Eukaryota, Fungi, Basidiomycota, Agaricomycetes, Boletales, Suillaceae. The transcript is spliced from 5 exons. Bases 70 to 897 code for a protein of 275 amino acids.